GUUGGCUCCUUCUAAGAGUAUGCCUGCUACCUCGGUAGCCUCUCAGGAUGGCCCCUUCGUCGGGCCACCUCUCCUGCCUCCCGCGCCGGCGCUCCGGGUGAAUGUGAAGGGUGGCUAUGAAAACCUCCUUCAGCUGUUGGGGGUCCCGACCGUUUGCAGUUUUUAAAGUACACCCUCGGAAGGGCUUUUCAGACUGCGUAAAGCUAACGUUUACAAAGUCAGCUGCCGGUCCUGGUGAAUGAAACGUCUUGCUUCCAGGACAGCGCUUUGUGAUGUGCUGAAUAGAUUAAUGCUGGUUGGCUUAUUUUCUCUUUGUUCCUGUGGGUUACUGUUACAUGGUGUGUGGCUAGUGUGUUUAAAGUUUAAUUUUCCCUGUAUCAAAGUGGAAAGGGCUUAAUGUCAAUAUAUAACUCACCAACAUGCUUGAUUUUUUUUAUGCUGUCACAGCUGAACAUACUUAUUAACGGCUUCAUUAUUACGUUGGUGUUAGUUCAUAUGCAAGCUUUGGUUAACGUGAAAUCAUCUGCGUUUUAAGUCCCAUAGAUGAAGUCUCCUCAAAUGCUGUUUAAAAUAUAUGCCUUUUCGAAGGAAAAAACCCGUUGAAUGAAAAUCCUAAUAGAUGGCAAAUCCUGAGAUAGUUAUAAGUAGCUGCAGCUCUCAUGAAGAGGAAAAUCGCUGUAAUUUUAACCAGCAUACAUCUCCAUCUGAGGAGCUUCUAUUAGAAGAUCAGAUGAGGCGAAAACUCAAAUUUUUUUUUAUGAAUCCCUGUGAGAAGUUCUGGGCUCGAGGUAGAAAACCAUGGAAACUUGCCAUACAAAUUCUAAAAAUUGCAAUGGUGACUAUCCAGCUGGUCUUAUUUGGGCUAAGUAACCAGAUGGUGGUAGCUUUCAAGGAGGAGAAUACUGUGGCAUUCAAACACCUUUUCCUAAAAGGAUAUAUAGACCGAAUGGAUGACACAUAUGCAGUAUACACACAAAGUGAUGUAUAUGAUCAGAUAAUCUUCGCAGUGAACCAGUACUUGCAGCUAUACAAUGUCUCAGUUGGGAAUCAUGCUUACGAGAACAAGGGUACCGACCAGUCUGCUAUGGCAAUCUGUCAGCAUUUCUACAAGCGAGGAAACAUCUACCCUGGAAAUGAUACCUUUGACAUCGAUCCAGAAAUUGAAACUGAUUGCUUCUUUGUAGAGCCAGAUGAACCUUUUCACAUUGGGACACCAGCAGAAAAUAAACUGAACUUAACACUGGACUUCCACAGACUCCUCACAGUGGAGCUUCAGUUUAAACUGAAAGCCAUUAACCUGCAGACAGUUCGUCAUCAAGAGCUCCCUGACUGUUAUGACUUUACUCUGACUAUAACAUUCGACAACAAGGCCCAUAGUGGAAGAAUUAAAAUAAGUUUAGAUAAUGACAUUUCCAUAAGAGAAUGUAAAGACUGGCAUGUAUCUGGAUCAAUUCAGAAGAACACUCAUAACAUGAUGAUCUUUGAUGCCUUUGUCAUUCUGACUUGCUUGGUUUCAUUAAUCCUCUGCAUUAGAUCUGUGAUUAGCGGACUUCAGCUUCAGCAGGAGUUUGUCAAUUUUUUCCUCCUCCAUUAUAAGAAGGACGUUUCUGUUUCUGAUCAAAUGGAAUUUGUCAAUGGAUGGUACAUUAUGAUUAUUAUUAGUGACAUAUUAACAAUCAUUGGAUCAAUUCUAAAAAUGGAAAUCCAAGCUAAGAGUCUAACUAGUUAUGAUGUCUGUAGCAUACUUCUUGGGACCUCUACCAUGCUUGUGUGGCUUGGAGUCAUCCGAUACCUCGGUUUCUUUGCAAAGUACAAUCUCCUUAUUUUGACCCUUCAGGCAGCACUGCCCAAUGUCAUCAGGUUCUGCUGCUGUGCAGCUAUGAUUUACUUAGGCUACUGCUUCUGUGGGUGGAUCGUGCUGGGGCCUUACCACAACAAGUUUCGUUCUCUGAACAUGGUCUCUGAGUGCCUUUUCUCUCUGAUAAAUGGAGACGAUAUGUUUGCUACAUUUGCAAAAAUGCAGCAGAAAAGUUACUUGGUCUGGCUAUUUAGUAGAAUUUACCUCUACUCAUUCAUCAGCCUCUUUAUAUAUAUGAUUUUAAGUCUUUUCAUUGCACUGAUCACGGAUACAUAUGAAACAAUUAAGCAUUACCAACAAGAUGGCUUCCCAGAGACUGAACUUCGUACUUUUAUAUCAGAGUGCAAAGAUCUACCCAACUCCGGAAAAUUCAGAUUAGAAGAUGACCCUCCAGUAUCUUUAUUCUGCUGUUGUAAAAAGUAGCUUUCAGGUUCAUGUGUACUUUACAGGAAAAUAUAAUGUGUAGCUGAGAUUAAAGACUAUGGAUAUUCUGAGAUCAGAUAUAGUAUGUACAAAGACUAUUAUUUUGAGCUCAUUGAGAGCUAUAAUUCAAUAAUAACUGUUUAUAUUUUAAAAAGUAAUAUUUAAUGUAUUUGCAGUUUUAUGCUGGGUUUGUUUUUAAAAAUAAUGAGAAAAGCUAUUAGAUUAUUAUUUCUUGUUUCUUUUGCCAUGGCCUCAGAAUGUAUUCUCUGUGCCUCUCUUUUGCUUUGAUACUCUUACUUCCCACUAUGCUGACUAUGUGGACUGUGUAAUCGGUGGAAAACAAUCCCUGGUCUGACUGUAACUUCGGACAACUCAGUAACCCUGGCUUGGAACUCUCAGGAGUCCAUCCUUGAGAGAGUAGGGGUAGUUACCAUGUAUACAGUAAUUGUUAUAUUUUAAAAUCUUCUCUUAAAAGGAAGAAUAAGAAUGUACCAGCUAACAAUGUGAUACAGUCAUGUGUUGCUUAACAAUAGAGAUAUGUUUUGAGAAAUGUGUCGUUAGGUGAUUUUGUCAUUAAACAUCAUAGCAUAUAGUUCCACAGACCUAGAUGGAAUAGCUUACUUACACACCUAGGCUAUAGCCUGUUGGUCCUAGGGUACAAAUCUGUACCAUAUUUUACUGUAUUGAAUACAGUAGACAAUUGUAACACAAUGGUAAGUAUCUAAACAUAGAAAAGGUACAGCAAAAAUAUGGUUUUAUAAUCUUCUGAGACCACCAUUGUAUAUACAGUACAGCAUUGACUAAAACAUCAUUAAUCAGCAUAUAACUGUAUUUGGUUAUGAAAAACAACUGUUAUUUGAUUCUGCUUUUUGUUCUUAAGAGGAUUAGGUUUUUAAAUACUCAUUUACAAGUUUUCUAUCCUCCUUCAGUAUUAAAGUAGAAAAGUAAAAAGAGAUACAGGCAUGAAAAUUAAAUCACAUAGCAAAUGCAUUUUUGAUCCAGAAGUGAUUAUUUACUACUUGAGCAGCCUGUUAAAAUUUGUGAUAUACUCUACCUUUCAUAAGCACAUUAAGUCUCACAGUGAGGUAUUUUGGGGUGAGAGGCGGUGGUUUUAUGGGGCAAGUUUCUAUAGCUCACAUUAAAAUCAGGACUAGGCAGUUUCUCAUGCCUGUAAUCCCUGCACUUUGGAAGGCCAAGGCAGGAGAAUAGCUGGAGCCCAGUUCGAGACCAACCUAGGCAACAUAGUGAGAUCCAUCCCUACAAAAAUAGGAAAAAAAUAGCUGGAUGCGGUGCCACAUGCCUGUAGUCCUAGCUACUUGGGAGGCUAAGGCAGGAGGAUCACUUGAGUCCAGGAAGUCGACUGCAGUGAGCUGUGAUCAUGCCACUGCACUCCAGCCUGAGUGACAGAGCGAGACUCUGUCUCAAAUAUAUACACAUAUUUAUGCACAUGAAAACAAUUAUGCUUAAAAUUUUAAAGUAAGAGAAAUGUGUGCUGUAAAAAGACAUAAAAAUAGCCUCUACUCCUUGUAGACUGCUGAUUGAGAAUUGCAGGGUUUUGCAACACAUGAAUAUUGUGUAUAUUAUUUAUACACAUAGAAAUUAAUUAGAUGAUGUGCAGUAAAGAUUUUCUCAAACUUUUUAAAAAAAAAACCUGAUUUUUAAAUUUGUGAUUUUGUUUUACUGAGAUUUUAUUAUUUAAUCAUAAUAACAGUCAUAAUAAUGACUCCAGAUGUUGAAAUGGGAGGUUUUAUAACAGGUAUAAGCUACUUAUAUAGAACCAGAGGCUUUAAAACAAUAAAAAAAAAUCUAAAUAAGUGACUAUUUCGGGGGCAGUUCUAAUAUUUGUAAUGCCAUCAUUUUUAGAAGUUACUAUAAUUGUAUGUACAUUUUGAAAUCAUGUUUAUUAUCUGAUAAAUCCUUUUCUUUACACCUUGUGAGAUUUUUAGACUAACAACACUUUAAUGGAAACAUGAAACCACUGACCCAGCAUUGGGCCUGGAGUUUGCUUUGCUCUGAAAUCAUUGUUUCUUUUGUGGAAUCACAGCCAAUGACUUGGUGCCUUCACAUCUCUCUCCUGAUUCCCAGGCUCUCUUAUUGUAGCAGGAGUCCCUGAUAAAUCCCAAGGCUUAACUUUUGGUAAUGAUGUCCAUGAGACAUCUACUGUCUACUGAAAGAAAUAGCACUGACUGACUUUUUUGAACUGUCCUCAAACCAGUACAAUGGCUUGAUCUGGGUAGGCAGAUAAUUAUGGGCCAGUCAUUUUAGAGUUCUCCUUACAUGUAUAUAUGUAUCACAGAGAAUGCCAAGGUAGUUGUAAGAAAGAACAGAGAAUGGAAGUCAUUUUUUCUUCCAGGCUUCUAGUCUCCUUAGCCCAGGAAAUCAGGGCUAGAUAUUUGUUGAUGAUCCCUCUUUUUCUGGAAGUCAGAUUUCCUGUCCUCUCCUCCUGCCAUAAUGAUUUUCAGGGUUGUAAGCCAAGGGGAUUUUUUUUGCUUCUUUUUCUUUCUUUUUUUCUUUUUUUUGUGAUAGCCUUGCUCUGUUGCCCAGGAUAAAGGCUGGAGUUUGGUGGAGUGAUCUUAUUUCACUGCAACCUUCACUUCCCAGGUUCAAGUGAUUCUUGUGCCUCAGGCUCCUGAGUAGCUGGAACUACAAGCGCACACCACCAUGCCUAGCUAAUCUUUUUGUAUUUUUAGUAGAGACAGAGUUUCGCUAGAUUGGCCAGGCUGGUCUUGAACUCCUGUCCUCAAGUGAUCUGCCUGCAUCAGCCUCCCAAAGUGCUGGGAUUACAGGUGUGAGCCACUGUGCCUGGCCCACUGGGGGAUCUUGUUAAAGUCAUGAAUGUACAGUUAAUACCAGCAGAGAUUCUCUCUCUCUCUCUUUAGACUACUUUAUCAAAGCCUAACCAUAUAUUCUUAUUCAUCAUGUCCUAGUAGGAGGCCAGGAAUCUGCUAUUUUUAGCCAGCACACAAAGUGAUUCUGAUACAAGUGGUUUGUGGUGGCUGUGGGGCUCAGAGCUGAAUCAGGAAGAUAAAUCCCUUUGUUGGGGCUACAAAUAAAUAGUUGUUUAUAAGUCUCAGGAUUCAGAAUGACCUUCUGUCACUCGAGAGAAACUACAAUAGUCAAGAGAGAAACCCCAAGAAAAUGGGUUUAUAGAUAUCAACUUGGAUAUUUUAGUAUUUGUAUCUGUAAAAAUCACUUUUGUUCAGACAUUGAUUUUGCUGAUGCUACAUUUUUUAAACAAUUCAGAUCCCAUUUUCUCUUUUCACUUAAUAAAGUUUUAAAUUAUUUAA
Molecule: messenger RNA, 5568 nt
Organism: Callithrix jacchus (white-tufted-ear marmoset)
Lineage: Eukaryota; Metazoa; Chordata; Mammalia; Primates; Cebidae
Gene: MCOLN3
Product: mucolipin TRP cation channel 3
Cellular component (GO): plasma membrane; lysosomal membrane
Molecular function (GO): NAADP-sensitive calcium-release channel activity
Source: RefSeq, a predicted model, not a curated record